This is a messenger RNA of Rhea pennata, 7648 nucleotides long. RefSeq names its product adaptor protein, phosphotyrosine interacting with PH domain and leucine zipper 1 (gene APPL1). Bases 54 to 2180 code for a protein of 708 amino acids. Gene Ontology annotation, cellular component: cytoplasm; endosome membrane. The transcript is spliced from 22 exons. NCBI's taxonomy places the organism in Eukaryota, Metazoa, Chordata, Aves, Rheiformes, Rheidae. Gene Ontology annotation, molecular function: protein kinase B binding; identical protein binding. Gene Ontology annotation, biological process: insulin receptor signaling pathway; signaling. The record is from RefSeq and is a predicted model, not a curated record.
CUGUGGGGAGCGGGAGCUGCAGCGGCGGCGCAGAGCUCAGCCUGGCGGCCGCCAUGCCCGGCAUCGACAAGCUCCCCAUCGAGGAGACGCUGGAAGACAGCCCCCAGACCCGUUCUUUGCUGGGUGUGUUUGAAGAAGAUGCUGCUGCAAUUUCCAAUUACAUCAAUCAGUUAUUUCAAGCCAUGCACAGAAUAUAUGAUGCACAGAAUGAAUUAAGUGCAGCAACUCAUCUGACUUCAAAGCUUCUGAAAGAAUAUGAGAAGCAGCGUUUUCCACUAGGGGGAGAUGAUGAAGUUAUGAGUUCUACUUUACAGCAAUUUGCAAAAGUGAUAGAUGAGCUCAGUUCUUGCCAUGCAGUGCUAUCAACUCAACUUGCAGAUGCAAUGAUGUUUCCUAUUACCCAGUUUAAAGAAAGGGAUCUAAAAGAGAUACUAACCCUAAAAGAAGUUUUCCAAAUUGCAAGCAAUGACCACGAUGCUGCCAUUACUAGAUACAGUCGAUUGUCAAAAAGAAGGGAAAAUGAAAAGAUCAAGGCUGAAGUUACAGAAGAUGUAUAUACUUCCAGGAAAAAACAGCAUCAGACUAUGAUGCAUUAUUUCUGUGCAUUAAAUAGUCUUCAGUACAAAAAGAAAAUUGCUAUGCUAGAACCCUUGCUAGGAUACAUGCAAGCUCAGAUAAAUUUUUUUAAAAUGGGUUCAGAAAAUCUUAAUGAGCAGUUGGAAGAAUUUUUGACCAAUAUUGGCACAAGUGUACAAAAUGUUCGUAGAGAAAUGGAGUGUGAAGUAGAAACCAUGCAACAAACUAUAGAGGACUUGGAAGUAGCUAGUGAUCCGCUAUAUUUGCCUGAUCCUGAUACCACAAAAUUUCCUGUUCAUAGAAAUCUGACACGGAAAGCUGGCUAUCUCAAUGCAAGAAAUAAGACAGGGCUGGUAUCUUCCAGUUGGGAGAGACAGUUUUACUUCACUCAAGGUGGAAAUUUGAUGAGCCAAGCAAGAGGUGAUGUAGCUGGGGGACUUGUCAUGGAUAUAGACAAUUGUUCGGUAAUGGCUGUGGAUUGUGAAGACCGACGGUACUGUUUUCAGAUAACAUCUUUUGAUGGUAAAAAGUCUUCAAUCUUACAGGCAGAGAGUAAAAAAGAUUAUGAAGAGUGGAUAUGCACAAUAAACAACAUAUCUAAACAGAUAUAUCUAAGUGAAAAUCCUGAGGAAAUUGCUGCACGUGUAAACCAAUCAGCUCUGGAGGCUGUUACUCCAUCCCCCUCCUUUCAGCAGAGGCAUGAAAGCAUGCGGCCAACUGUACAAUCUCGUUCUCCUGCAGCUCGUACUAGCAGCACAGGGUCAUUGGGAUCCGAAUCAGCAGCUUUAUCUGCACUUUCUUUGGAUUCACUUGUUGCCCCUGAUACUCCUAUACAAUUUGACAUAAUAUCUCCGGUUAGUGAAGAUCAGCCUGGUCAAGCAAAAACUUCAGGGCAGUCGGGCAGACGCACAAAUCCUUUUGGUGAAUCUGGAGGCUCAAAAUCUGAAACAGAAGAUUCCAUUCUUCAUCAGUUAUUUAUUGUAAGAUUUCUUGGCUCUAUGGAGGUGAAAUAUGAUGAAAGUCCGGAUGUUGUUUAUGAAACAAUGCGUCAAAUACUAGCAGCUCGGGCCAUUCAUAACAUUUUCAGGAUGACAGAAUCUCAUUUAUUAGUCACUUGUGACUGUUUAAAGUUAAUUGAUCCACAGACACAAGUUACAAGACUACGAUUUCCUUUGCCCAAUGUAGUCUUGUAUGCUACACACCAGGAGAAUAAGCGCCUCUUUGGAUUUGUGCUUAGAACUUCAGGAGGGAGAGUUGACAGCUGCCAGACUUCAGUCUGCUAUAUAUUUGAAUCAAAUAAUGAAGGGGAAAAGAUUUGUGACUCUGUUGGACUGGCAAAGCAGAUUGCUUUUCAUGCAGAACUGGAUCGAAAAGCAUCGGAGAAGCAAAAAGAAAUAGAUAGAGUAAAAGAGAAACAACAAAAAGAACUCAAUAAACAAAAACAAAUCGAAAAGGACUUGGAGGAACAAAGCCGACUGAUAGCUGCUUCCAGCAGAUCAAAUCAGAGCAGUGCAGAAGGACAAUUUGUAGUCCUUAGCAGUAGCCAGUCAGAAGAAAGUGAUUUAGGAGAAGAUGGAAAGAAGAAGAGGGAAUCUGAAGCUUAAGGUUACCUGCUUAAUGAAAACUGGAAUCAUGGAUAUAUCUGGCCAAAUGGCACAGUAUCUACAAGAAGCGAAAUGCAGGUGGAGGGUCUGUUAUAUUACAUAAAAGAUAUCCCAAUAUGUAGACCCCAUUAUGCCUUGAUUUUUCUUUCUUAAUUAUUUCCAUUUUCUCUUCUGUAUGCCAGAUCAAGCAUGGUGAUGCUGCCAUGUUUACUACAAAAUUAUGGCUUCUAAAGGCUUCUUUGCAAUGUGGAAAAGUGAGGGUUUUUUCCUAUUUACCUCGCUGUGCAAUUCUUGCAAAUCUUGAAGCAGAGGUUAACCUCUCAUUGAACUUCAACAGUACACUGAAAUUUGUUCUUUACACUGCAGUAUGCAGAACACCUUGUUGGAAACAAAAGUGAAUAUUCAAAUAAGAUAGCACUAAGCUUUACCUAACCAUUUUUGCAACUAACUAACUGUUCUUAGAUUUAGAAAGAAAAAUCUUUAUUAAUAUCAAUGAGAUGUGCAGUAGUUCUAGACAGAUUUUUUUUUAUACUGCAUUCUAUGGUACUGCCUUGUGGUUUUUUUGGUGAAUAUAGUAUUGGAAGACUUCUCCAAACAGGGCAAAAAAAAAAGUGCUUUGUCAAACCUAUAAAAGAGCUGAAGAAAUAUAGUUGCAUCUUUCUGCAUGAGGAAUGUAUAAACCAUUCCUUAUCAAAUGGCAAGAAUAAUGUACGUAUUCUUGUAGCACAAGUGCCAUGUUCUUGCUUUUCCCCAGUACUUGGUAAUAAACUGUAAGCCUUUGAGUUCAGUUUUUGUAAAACAUGCCUACAGUUGCAAGAACAUCUUAAAUGCCAUCAUUUGGAUCUCCUGGAUACUUAAAUGCCUUGUCACCAGUUCACUACUCUUACUGAAAAUGAAUUGAGUCUCUUGAGGUCUUUUUAUGGAAAUGUAUUUUGGAAAGAGACUUAAAUAGCUCUUAAACUAUGCUAAUCCUAUGUCCUAGAGUCAAUCCUGUAAAGCAUUUUUUAAAGCAGUAUCUAUUUACAGCUCUUAAGCCUGAUCUCCAUUCUCUAUACCCUGUGUAGUAUUUAUUUUAUAUAGUACUAAAUCUGCAUUCACCUUUUGAUUCAGAACAGGAAAAUUGUUUAAAGUAAGAGAAAUAUUUAUUUUUGCACUAAUUACUAUAUAUACUAAAAUCCAAUGGAACAGAAGACAUGCCUCUAAUAGUGGUAUGAAAAUAAUAGGAAAUGUAGAAAGAGAAGAAUAUACUUAUAAUCCCAGUUACUUAUGUUAUAACAAGUAUGAGUGCUUUAGAGUCUGUUGAAAGAUAUUUCAGCAUUUUUGGUGUUUACGAACAAUUUUCAGAAUAUCUCCCAUCACCAGUGCUGUUCCAGUCUUUCACAGCUGGGGUUUCUUGGUGCUGGUAAUACAGUAAGUGAGGAAUCUCAGUAUAUCUACCUGAUAUCUGCAGGUGGAUAGAGGGGAGCAUCUAGACUAUCCUCAUGCAAGGGAGUUAUCUUGCAUAAGCUAAAGAAAGCAGCCUCCUCCUCCACUGUAUGCUGGAGAGGCAAAUUUCUAUGUAGAGAUUAACUAUAUCUGGCUCCUGUCACAGGAGAGCAAGGGAGGUGUUACCUACCAGCCCAGUCUGCUGCAGGAAUAACAGAAUUUGCUGCUUUGGGCUGCAAGGACCUCCAGCUCCCUGCUGCUGCAGGAGGAGAUUAGAACAGCGUUCUUGGCUGAUGUUACCGGCAGUGCAGCAUAUGGAGAGCCUGAGCAGCCUUGGAAGCAGUCACAGUACUUCUGCCUUACAAGAGGUAGAAGGGGGGAGACUCAGCUACAAAAAAACUCCAAGUUUUCCUCCUGCAUUAGUAGCUCCUACUCCAGUGUAUUUUUCAUCCCCAGAGAAGUCAGACAAUUGCGGAAGUACCUGCUUUUGUCAUUGCCUAUCCAGGCCAGAUGGUAUUGGCUUGUGGCGAACCUUGGCCAGCACACUGUCAUGUGGACCAUGCAGUUUGUUUGUUAUCUAAGUGGCGUUUUUAUUUCAUAUGUAAUUUUGCAUUCUCAUCUCUUGUUCUUAAGAGACUGUUUUUAUUCUUGCCAACAAGAAUGUAGAGAGAGGCAACAAAUGCAAAUGUUAUUUUUCCUCUUCAUGCCUGAAUCUAGACUUACAAAUAGUUGUAUGGUAGCCAGAUUUUUUCUCCAAGUUGGUCCAGCUUGUUUCUUCCUAUUUGUUCUUUUUUUUUUUUCUUUUUUUUUGUACUUAGCAAUAUUGCUGUUUUCUAUCAGAUAAUAUGACAGCUUAGCUCAAGGUUGUUGGGUCUGUCUUCUUCCAGUACAUGCUGUAAAUGAAGCAACUUUGAAACAGCACAAGAAGAAUGUAAAGUCAUUGGUUUCCAGUUUCUAGAAUUUAGUCACAUAGUUGUCAAAGUAAGAGCAAUUAAUUUGUUAACCUGUUUGUUUAGCUGCAAUAUCCACACCUCCAUGUGGGAGACAGCUAAUAGAUUAGCAGUGUCAUCACAAAGCAUUUCUGCUGUGUAGCCUGUUUUCUCUAAGUAUUAUUGUAUCAGCCUUAUUGAAAAAUGUCAUCUUUUCUUUAAAUCUAAUAUUAAUGUUUUAGAUACUGAUCUGCAAAGAUAAGGAGGAAAAGCAGGGGGGAGAAAGGUGGCACCUGAACUUGCUGUGAUGUGGGACUUCAGAUAUAAUAAUAGAUGAUUGGAAUUAUUUCAUUUGCUUUGCUGGCUUUUCAGCUGUGCCAUUAAAUGUAGUUUUCUAAAACAAGACAGCACAGGAAUAAACUGCACGUUAUUUGUGUUAGAUGACACUCUCCUAGCCAUUAAAAAGCAAGGAAAUGAAUUAAGAAGAUGGUUCUUAAGGGAAAGAAAAUAGAUUGAGAUGGAUGAAUGAACUAGAUUUUUUUGACUUGUUUAGGAGAGUGUCUGUGGUGCAAAAUGAGCAUAAAUAUUUAAAAGCAUCCAGGAGAGUGAUGAAGGCUGCAAGAGCAAAUGGCAGGUCAGAAGAGAUCAGGAAGUUAAAGUGGAACAGUGCAAUGAGUUGGCAGUGGGGCUAGGACUCCUGAGGCUCUCCCUGAAGGGGGGGGAGCACUUGGCUUUAUGGUCAUAACUACCUCAAGGCAAAGAACAUCUGAGCUUUUAUUCCUGCCCUCCUCCCCAAAGUGAAAAAUAUUUGGUACUCUUUUUCUCAUGAGGUUUGGAAAUUCUCCAUUGGAAAUAUUUUUUUUUUCCUUUUCUUGAAAUAUUUUUUUUUUAAUUUAGUAUUUUUUGAGAGUAUAAUUAACUUAUUAUAUAAACAUCUAAUGGCCUCCUGGGAGCUACUGUGGUGGAAUUUCCCCAGAGUGUUUUAUUGUUGUAAGUAAAUUACUAAUUAGUGUCCUCUCCUAUAUUUUUUUUUUCUCCUUUUGGUUAUUUCCUGCUGCUUUUUACUUCUAGACCAAUCUACGAAGCCCUGCAGUUGAAGUUUAGUUUUGCCUCCUUCAGAAUCUAACAUAGUGAUUAUUUCAAAAACUUCUGAAAAUGUUCUUUCAGGUACCCUGAUUUUAAAAUGACUUUGCAUAGGUACUGAAACAGCAGUCUUGUUUAGGGCUAAAUUUUUAUGUUGCUAAUGGCAUCCUAAUAGUUACUGCCACUUUUUUUUUCCUUAGAUAAGAGCAUAUUAAGUUUGUGGCACUAUGUAGAUAUACACACUAUAGACCACAGCAAAUUUUUACAUCAGUUGUUGCAAGCUGCAUUCAUUCUCUAUGAAUGUAAUAGUGUGAAUAUCAAAAUUUAUAGAGGGUGCUUAUGGGUAUGUAUUUUAUUUGCAUUAUAAAUAAUACCUAUACUCUUCUAUGGCCAUGCAUGCAUUUUCUUUAAGUCUAACCUGGAGGAAAGUUAGAGUCGUACGCAAGUUAGUCCUCAGAACUGGUUACAACUGAGUGGUGUAAACUGAUUGUGAUUUGAUGGCCUAUUUCCUUAAUCUUUUUAGCUUUGAAACUGUACCAACAAGAUAAAUAUUUAACUAUUAAAUGGUAAAUUAUCAGUGAAGUAACGCCCCCCCUGCCAAUGCAGUGAAAUUUCAUCAUUAUAUGGAUGUAAAUCCAGGGCCAUCCCUGAAAGAGCUGAAGCUCUUUAUGAAGAUAGACUUUAUGGACAUUGAUAUAAAGAGGCAAAUUUGGAUUUUGCGUAUCGCUUAAGGUGCAUUUUGAAGUACUCGCACAGAAUUUAGGAGAGAAGCCAAGGGAAAAAGCGUUGUUGUUACUUAUGUCUUGUAUUAUUUCAGAGAUAACUCACACAGACAAAGCAAACUUGCCUCUGCUGUUUACUUAACACUUAGUGAACUCAGUAGAGAAGCACUGUCUAGUCUAACAACAACCGGUAUUUUAUACUCUUUCCUUUGCUCUAUUUUACAGCAUUUCUUGCAAGUCAAUUAGUUUCCAAGGCUUUUCUCUCUAACCAAGCACAAAGUUGUUUUUUUUUUUUUUUUUCUCCUGCCACAGUGAUAUCCAGUUUAGUAAGACGAGAGUAAGUCAGUGUGCCAUUGUGAAUGCAUUUGUAUUCGUAAUGAAGUUUAUAUUGCAAGCCAAGGAUUUUGUACAAUCUUUCAGGUGAUUUUUUAAUAAUACAGUGGAGUGGUCACAUACUUAAAACGUACUGGACUGGUCAUGUUCUAAUGAAGUAUAAGUAAUUUUUGCAAUGUUUGAGACUUGCACAUUUUUUUCCUUGAAUAGCUGUAUUUUAAAAACUUCAAGUGAUAUACUUACUUCAACAUUAAUAGUUGUGUUUUAAGCUUGGAAACAUUAAUAGUAAAUAUAUUAUGCCAGGGCUUCAGUCAGCAUUUUGUAGGUUAAAUAAUAAAAACUUAAGUAUAGUAACUUUCUGGAUAUUGAUGAAAAAAACAUCUGCUUUUUUCCUAAUACUGAUUUCCAAAGAGUACCAUUAUUGGCAUUAGGAUGUGUUCCUUUCCAUUGAACUAAGUUUAAAAUGCAGCUGAAUCCCUCUGUUCCCAAAGUAUAUGUUAAUUCUGUUAAUUUUAUUCUCAGAGGAAGUUAUUGUACUUGAGAAUGAUAGUAACUUAUUUUUGCAACAAUCAAAGACUGAACAUUAAGAGAAGAAAAUCCUUACUACCUUAGCUGGCUGUUUUAAUGCACAUGUUAUAGUCACAUGACAAUGUGUAGCACUCUGUAAAGAAGAGCUACAGUUACAGUAAUGGUCAGAAUCCAUGUGUAUAGAAAAGCUAUACCAGCACAACCAUUAACAUGGGUACUGACACUAUUUCACAGGCUUCAUAGUUUUCUUUAUUAGAUGAUAGGCAUCAUGUAAGAAGCAAUGGAUUAUAGCUCCAUAACAGUUAAAUUUGCAUUUUAUAAGAUUUGUAGAUUUUUUUCCUGAGGGUAAAGAGACUUUUGAAUUAUGUAACUUCAGUGAUACAGAUGCAUGUAUAAAUGAAAAUCUAUGCUUACUUGAUAAUGAAGGAAUAAAUACUAUUAAUGCCAA